AUGGCCAUCGGAGGCGCAAGCAAGAGCAAUCCUGACGUCAUCACCUGUGGUGGGAUCAUCACCUGCCUGGCGCGGGCCGGGCAGUGGCAGCAUGCUCAGAGCAUACUGGAACAGAUGAAGGUUUGGCAGAUUCAGUCCAACUGCAUCACUGCAAAUGGUGUCCUGAGUGCUUGUGGGAAGGGAAGUUCCUGGAUCCAGGCCUUAAGCCAUCUUUUCCGCAUGCCAGGAGAGCAGAUCACUCCAGAUGCCAUUUCUUUCAGUGCUGUGAUUAGCGCAGACCAGAAACCUUGGCCUUACGUGUUGUCCCUACUGGCAAGGCUCAGAUGCUUGUUGGAACCUGAUGUCAUCACCUACAAUGCAGCCAUAUCUGCCUGUCAUCAACCGGGAGGUUGGGCAGUGGCACUCUGCCUGAUGGAAGAGAUGCAGGCACACCACCUAUUGCCUGACCUCUUUACACAUGGGGCUGUUACCACGUCGCUGGAGCGGGAGAGCCGGUGGGACAUGGCGUUGGCACUUGCCAUUGACAUGCGUCGUCGAAGCAUGCAGACAUCACUGUUUGUAAGCAGUGGCUUGAUAUCUGCAUGUGGGCAGGCAUCCCAGUGGACUAUCACCUUAAGCAUUUUGAAGCAAAUGCGUGACGAACUUGCACAAAUCAACGAAAUCUUCUGCGGCGCGGCUGUUCGUGCAUGUGGGCAGGGUGGCCAAUGGCAGUUUGCCUUGGAAUUGUUACAGGAUAUGGCAGAUCAAGACUUAUACCCGAACGAGAUUGUCUACAAUGCCGCCAUCGGUGCCCUUGAGGGAUCUGGGCAAUGGACGACGGCAUUGUCGCUCCUGGAUGAAAUGCAAUUGCGUUCGGUGCAGCCGAAAAAGAUCACAUACAAUACUUUGAUGAUCGUAUUAGGAGACGCGACCCAGUGGCCUCUUGCAUUGAGUCUUUUUCACAUGCUGCCCGAGACGCUUCUGGAUGACCUGUCAUCCUGGUCUGCUGCCAUGCUGUCUUGCGACGCUGGCCUGCAAUGGCAGCUUGCCCUCCAGGUCUUGGCCGCGGCGCCGCUCGAAAAGCACGCAGAUGCAGCAGAAUGGCGAAGAUCCUACGGGAUUUGCAUGGGUGCUUGUGACCACUGCGGUGAGUGGGAAGGGGUUCUGGGUCUGUUGCAGACCCUGCAUGAAGCUGACAUUUCCCCGGAUGCCGCACACUUCAACUUGGCCAUCAGCUCUUGCUGCCAUUGCUGCCGACAGACAAGCUGGAAAAAGGCUUCAGAUCUCCUGGCUAUGGCAGUAGAUCUCCGAGUGGCAUGCAGUAUCACUGCAUGCAACAUGGCUGUUACAGCUUGCAGGGAUACAGCAGCAUGGCAAGCAGCCUUGGCCUGUUUGGCAAGCUUGCCUCAGCACAGAUUGGCGGGCGACUCGACCAUCUACGCUGCCGCCAUGAACACAUUGGGUGAUGUCAGCAGGUGGCAAUUGUCGCUGAGCUUGUUUGAUGAGCUCUUUGCCCAUCAGAAGACACCGGUCUGUGAUGCUGCAUGCGCAGCCAUCUUCGCCUGCGAUCGUGGCAGUCAAUGGGAGACGGCACUUCAAGUUUUCCAGCGUAUGUCAGCUGAAGCCGCAUUUCCAGAAGUGUCCCUCUCCACGCCAGGAAUCAAUGCUUGCCGGUCCGGUAGGACGGGAAGGGUCCAGUUGGUGGCCUGUAGAAAGCAAAUUCUUCAGAUCAUCAGGAUUCAUGUGUAG
Messenger RNA from Symbiodinium pilosum, 1728 nucleotides. NCBI's taxonomy places the organism in Eukaryota, Dinophyceae, Suessiales, Symbiodiniaceae. The record is from the annotation of a GenBank genome assembly.